AGGGAUCAGGAUAGGUGUAGAGGUAGAGGAAUAGAUACGAAGUCAAGCGAGUCAAGCCACAAAGGGAGCAAAAGCAAAAUUUGAUGACCAUCGAGGAAGCAUAACUGGCACAGCACGCAUCUUUCACGAGCUGCGAUUGCAUUCGACGUCGUGAUCCAGACAAGCGGUACCUGCUGCAUCGAAUCGCUCAGCAGCGGACUGUAGCUUGAAACUCCCUGCCCGACGCAUCACCGUGACUCACCGGAAGGACUUCAAUCUUUCAGGUCUAGAAGUCCGAAACGAGAAGCCAACCUCCCUCCGCGGAAACGAGAAAUAAAGCUGAAACCACACCCGAACCUGCAGCACUGAUUCUUGCCCUGUGCUGACGAGAAGGGGGUCGGACCAGUGACAAGAAUUCCAGCUUCCGACGCUCCACCGCUUGGUUUUGUUUCACUUACAGCACAAACGCCACAAGGAAGUAGCGGGUCCAGCAGUUUUACUGGGCAGUGAUCGCAUCAUCUUCCUGCCGCACCAAGGCACAAUAACACCACACUCGCCGGCGCACCGCCCAAGAUGAACCAAUCACGGGGAAACGCGACCUCCGUGUCGUCCCGGCACGGGGGCAACAAGGCGACGCUGAAAUCAACCCUGCCAAAUCAAAAGGUGCUCGACAAGCAGGAGGUGCUGCAAUUGAGGAAGUACCAGAGGGGGUUGAAGGACCUUGAGGUAAGUAUUGAGAUACAACAGCGACGCAUUUCCGGUUUUUGAUUGAGUCCCAGUUCUCUGUGGAUUUUCAUUUUGUGAUGCGAUGAGCCCGAGCUCGAGAUACCGACUCUUUGACUAAAACUUCUCAGGAUGAGCGCACCAACGGGAUGAUGGAGCAGAUUGAGCUGAUGAAGGAGGCGUUUGUACUUGCAAAAAAGAAACGCGAAUGGCUGGCCAAAUUGUACAAGGAAAGGAGAGAGGACAUUUUGCGACAGCUGUCAGAAAUGCGGAAGGAAAUAGAGGUCACGUUUGCCCGGUUGCACAAAGAGUUGAAGGAUUUCGCGGCAGACUGGAUGGCGACAAAAGAGGUAAGUACUUACUUCCACCAAAGAUCGGUCUUGAUAUCGAGACUGAUGUUGGUGCAUUUCUAUUCGCGCGUUGUGAAGUCCGCGUCGAACAAGUGGAAAUCUGUUGAAUCUAGCGGCCCUAAAUGCAAAUCAUUUUUAUCGCAGGACGCCGUGCAAGAGUGGGAGGACACGCUCGAGGAACGGAGUCAAGAAAUAGAAGAGUCCUUCCGCCAAAUACGAGCGAAGAAUGCAGUGUAUAAUUCUGUUUGCUAGGAUAUCAUUUGAGCGAGCAGGACGGUAAGGAGCUGGAAUGAAUGAGUGCUCUUGGAUUUUUGUGCUCUACAACUGCAUCGUUAUGCUCUCAACCUGUACCUGUUUGGCACAAAUUGAAAAUCAACAUAUCAAAACGCUUUCAGCGUCGACGCCGGCAUCGAUCAAGAGCGGGAGGAGCGCACGAUCGAAAUUGACGAGGCGGCGAAGUCGGUCCAGGACAAGCUCGCGGAGAUCCGCAGCAACCUCGCCGCCACCACGAAGGAGCGGCUGGAGGAGGAGAAGCGGUACGCAAAGGACUUCAAACAACAGUUCGAGCGGCUACACAGGAUACUGGGCCGGGAAACGGAGGCGCGGGAGGCGCAGUGCGUCGUCGACGUCAGGAGGUGUCUGGAUUCGUACGCGAACCUGCACUAUCAAAUGCAAAAAUGUCUGGGUCUGGAAGAAUCUAACUUGUCAUGCUAAAUCUGAAUCAUUCAAAAAUCUGUGUUGCAUGAUUACCAAAAGCUGGCCACUUUUGACCUAAUCGAGAGGCAGUUUCUCAUGCAGGAUAGGCAUGAUAGAACUCUCACAGAAUCUGUCAUGCUAUGUCCUACAUACCAGACCUCAUGGGUCAUGGAAAACCUGCAUGACAAGUCUGCAUUCUUCCAGACCCAGACAUUUUUGCAUUUGAUAUGCACAUCCAGGAAACCCAACUGGAAGAGGAGGUUAUCAAGGUUUACCAGGAGCUCAAUUUGGACCUCCAGGUGAGAAGGAGUUUUUUUGAAGAAGUUUUACAGUGUUUCAAAGUUUUUUCGCAUUCACUUUCAGUUUCAGAAAGGAAGCUACUGGGCGCGUACUAUCGGAUAGUACGCGCCCAGUGAACAUGUAUGAGCAGAAAUGCAAUAGCGUGUAGCUGUGCUAGAGUAGUUCUUCUGAUGAAAGAAGCGAAUUGCGCAGAGGACGUCCGAGGAAUAGUAAAUGUAAUCAAUUCAAUCAUUGCCAUUCUAUCAGGUCGAAGAAGCCGAGCGGAAGGCGUCGCAGAAGCAAAUCGUGCAAGAAGGGCAAAGUUUCCUGGAUCAGUUCCGGGAAAACCUGGAAGGCGACAUUGUCAAAAUCCGGGACCGCAACCAGAUACGGUUGGGCUUCAUGGAUUCGCCGCUCGGGAAAGGGCCGAGGGAGUAGACGAAAUUCUUCGUAGGGCCGCGGCGAAAGUGGUCUUCUUCCUCUUAGCGUCGUUGCUCAUUGCAGAACCACUGCUUGGGUCGUACCACGACCGCAUGAUGUGCAACCAGUAGUGUCCGAAGCAGGAGUUGAAGAUGCUGCGCACGACAACCCUUGACGCACCGGAGCGAGUGCUUCGCACGUCAUCUAUUUGUGUAGUGCACCAUCUCUACUAUAGCAGAACCAGAAGCCACAUGAAAAGUGAAAUCGUAGUCC
Molecule: messenger RNA, 2720 nt
Organism: Amoebophrya sp. A120
Lineage: Eukaryota; Dinophyceae; Syndiniales; Amoebophryaceae
Source: the annotation of a GenBank genome assembly